AUGGCGGCGGCGGCGGGUGGCGGCCCGGAGCCGGAGCUGCGAGGCCGGGAGGUAGAGGAGGACGAGGAGGAGGAUGAGAAGGAGGAUGAGAAGGAGGAGGCAGCGGCCGAGGCCGAGCUGGCGGCUGAGCUGGCGGCGCGGCGCAGCGCGGAGGCGCGGCGGCUGGUGUUGUCGGCGCGGCGGCUGUCGGGCCCGCUGCCCACCGGUCUGUCGCAGUGGUUCCCGGAGCUAGAGGUGUUAGACGUGAGUGGGACGGGGCUGUCGGAGCUGGGCGAGGAGCUGCUGGCCCUGCCGCGCCUCCACACACUCCUGGCCAAGAACAACCGGCUGGGCGGGCCCGGCUCGCUGCCCAAGGGGUUGGGGCAGGCCCCUCUCGGCCGCUCUCUCCGCGUCCUCAACCUCAGCGGGAACCGCUUCUCCGAGGUGCCGCCCGCCCUGAUGGGGCUCCGGGGGCUGCAGAGCCUCAGCCUCGGCGGCAACCGCCUCCACGGCAUCCCGCCCGACAUCCAGGAACUCCGCAGUUUAGAGUUUCUGUACCUUGGAGGGAAUUUCAUUACUUCAAUUCCACCUGAAUUAGCAAACCUGCCUUCUCUAAGCUAUUUAGUUCUGUGUGACAACAAGAUUCAGAGCAUUCCACCUCAGCUGGCACAGCUGCACUCCUUGCGUUCCCUUAGCCUGCACAAUAACCUGCUGACUUAUCUUCCUCGAGAGAUCCUUAACUUGGUUCACCUGGAAGAGCUGAGCUUGCGUGGGAACCCACUGGUGGUUCGUUUUGUCCGUGACCUGACCUACAACCCCCCAAGCCUUCAGGAACUGGCUGGACGCACAAUUAAAACUCGCAGUGUUCCCUUCGCUCCCAGUGAUCUCCCGGAGAAUCUUGUCCGGUAUCUGAGCUUGGCCAGCAACUGUCCCAAUCCUAAAUGUGGGGGUGUCUACUUUGACAGCUGCGUCAGACAAAUCAAGUUCGUCGACUUCUGUGGGAAGUACCGCAUCCCGCUGAUGCACUACCUGUGCUCCCCGGAGUGCUCCUCUCCCUGCAGCUCUGCCUCCCAGAGCUCCACUUCCCAGAGCGAGUCUGACUCUGAGGAUGAAGCCAGCGUUGCUGCACGCAGGAUGCAGAAAGUCCUUCUGGGUUAGCAGGGAGAAAGCGAGAAAGACUGGGAGGAAAAUGUGUUUGAAAAGCAAUAACGGAACGGCAAAACAUGAGCCUCUGGCCUGAAGGGCUCACGAGAAACUGUCCUCAAAUCCAUGUAAGGGACAAAACAUCUUAGCAAGCCUAGGCUUGCGUGGUGCAGUGGUACUUAGGAAAACUAACUCAGUGGCAUACUGCUUGUAGGGUGCCUGAGGUUGUAGGAAACCUCUGCUGUCCUGGAGACACCCCCCUUCCCUCAUGCAGGCUUGGGAGGGGUAUUUGUUCUCACUGGCGGAUUGAGAAGGGUUUUAGUGAAUGACACUUCACUGGACUUCAGUCGUCCUGAAGCAGAGCAAAGGAGACUGACCAGAUCUUUUAACACUGUGGUAAAUCAGCAACGGGCUAAUGAUGCCAUGUGAGUAUGUAGGGACCCCAAUGUUUUAUAAAGAAUUUUGAGUCUUUGCUGUCUUCUUUGAUGUCGGCUACAGAUUUUUAUACCCAUCCACUAAAAAAGGGAGUUGAGUUUUUUUGUUCACGAGUAGAUUUUUCCAAACUGUUCACUCUUUCCUUUACCUAGGAGGUAUAGGGUCUCUGUGCUGGUUUAGAUGUUACAGCCAUCAUAGAAAUGAGCCACCUUUUUAAUUCCUUGUUAGACCAAGCUGUUCUUAGUGUUUCCUUGUAACUGUAUUCCUUAUUUUAAUUCGUCUUCCUCUUCCCAUUACACCCAGAGUGUUGCUGUCUUAAUGGUGCCUUCAGAAAAAGGGAUGAGUUGUUCUAUUGAGACUUGGUAUUACUUAAGACUUGUGGACAUACGUGCCUGUGCAAGGACCAAAUGCAAUGCUCUGUAUCAUGUUUUAUCAUGUUUUUGAGUCUUAGCUUACUGGAGCAAAUCUGCUUUUAGAUCUUUGAGUCUAAGAUCUGUGAGGAGAGGUCUUGAUUGACAUUUCUUCUUUCGAAGAAACAGUGUCCCCCUGCUGCAGCU
Calypte anna (Anna's hummingbird) is the source of this 2114-nucleotide messenger RNA. It is a transcript of the gene LRRC58, whose product is annotated as leucine rich repeat containing 58. Gene Ontology annotation, molecular function: protein binding. The transcript is spliced from 4 exons. The record is from RefSeq and is a predicted model, not a curated record. The coding region runs from base 1 to 1137 and encodes 378 amino acids. NCBI's taxonomy places the organism in Eukaryota, Metazoa, Chordata, Aves, Apodiformes, Trochilidae.